AUGGCUUCCGCUGCUCGGUCUGCUUCCCGGGCUUUCCUUCGCUCCACCCCGGCGACCUCUUCGUUCCGUCCGGCUGCUCGCAGCUCCCGCUUCGCCCUCCCCUCCCAAAGCCUCCGUACCUCUGCUCGCCGUGGCUAUGCCUCUGAGGCUGGCUCCGGCAAGUCCUCGUCUGGUGGCAUCUGGGCUCUUGGUCUGGCUGUUGCCGGUGGUGCGGGCGCGUACUUCUACCUGAACGGCGAGCCCAAGGGCCCCUUCGUCCCCACCAAGGACGACUACCAGAAGGUGUACGAUGAAGUGGCCCGCCUUCUGGCAGACGAGACCGACUAUGAUGAUGGCAGCUAUGGCCCGGUAAGUGUGCAAUUCCAUCAGAAACCUAUGAGGAAGGAAUUUACUGACGCCGAUUCGUCGCAACACCAGGUUCUGGUCCGUCUCGCGUGGCACGCCAGCGGCACCUACGACAAGGAGACCGGCACCGGUGGCAGCAACGGCGCCACAAUGAGAUUCGCCCCGGAGUCGGACCACGGCGCCAACGCAGGCCUCAAGAUCGCGCGCGACUUCCUCGAGCCCGUCAAGGCCAAGUUCCCGUGGAUCACCCACUCUGACCUGUGGACACUGGCCGGCGCCUGCGCCAUCCAGGAACUGGGUGGCCCGCAGAUCCCCUGGCGCCCGGGCCGCGAGGACAAGGACGUGGCGGCGUGUACGCCGGAUGGCCGGCUCCCGGACGCCACCCAGGGCCAUCGCCACAUCCGCGAUGUGUUCUACCGUAUGGGCUUCGAUGACCGCGAGUCGGUUGCCCUGAUCGGCGCGCAUGCCUUGGGUCGUGCACACACCGACCGCUCCGGGUUCGAGGGCCCCUGGGACUUUAGCCCGACGGUGUUUAGCAACGAGUUCUUCCGUCUGCUGGUUGAGGAGAAGUGGAACCAGCGCAAGUGGAAUGGACCUGCGCAGUUCACGGACAAGUCUACUUCCACUUUGAUGAUGAUGCCUACCGACCUUGCUCUCGUCAAGGACAAGGCUUUCAAGACGCACGUUGACCGCUAUGCCAAGGACAGCGAUGCCUUCUUCAAGGAGUUCUCAGAGAGCUUUGUCAAGCUCCUUGAGCUGGGUGUGCCGUUCCAGAGCAAGCCUGAGGACCGCUAUGUCUUCAAGGCCUCGGAGUAA
Messenger RNA from Penicillium alfredii, 1161 nucleotides. RefSeq names its product peroxidase. The coding region runs from base 1 to 1161 and encodes 386 amino acids. Gene Ontology annotation, biological process: hydrogen peroxide catabolic process; response to reactive oxygen species; cellular response to oxidative stress. NCBI's taxonomy places the organism in Eukaryota, Fungi, Ascomycota, Eurotiomycetes, Eurotiales, Aspergillaceae. The record is from RefSeq and is a predicted model, not a curated record. The transcript has a single exon. Gene Ontology annotation, molecular function: heme binding; peroxidase activity.